This is a messenger RNA of Daphnia magna, 1305 nucleotides long. RefSeq names its product alanine--tRNA ligase-like. The record is from RefSeq and is a predicted model, not a curated record. Bases 1 to 1305 code for a protein of 434 amino acids. Gene Ontology annotation, molecular function: ATP binding; aminoacyl-tRNA deacylase activity; amino acid binding. Gene Ontology annotation, cellular component: cytoplasm. Gene Ontology annotation, biological process: tRNA modification; alanyl-tRNA aminoacylation. The transcript is spliced from 5 exons. NCBI's taxonomy places the organism in Eukaryota, Metazoa, Arthropoda, Branchiopoda, Diplostraca, Daphniidae.
AUGGGAUUUGAACGAUUAGUUCGUGUCAUUCAAGAAAAAACGAGUAAUUAUGAUACCGAUAUUUUUAUGCCAAUAAUUGAAGCGAAUUAUAUUCGUGCUAUUAGUUUUACUAUUGCCGAUGGACAAAUUCCUUCCAAUACAGGUGCCAGCUAUGUGAUUCGCAGAAUUCUUCGACGUGCGGUUCGUUAUGGAUAUUCGUUUUUGGAUUUCCAAACGCCUUUUAUGCAUCAAUUGGUGGGCUUGCUCGCCAUGAAUAAUGCAAAAUCUAUUUCGGGCAAAGAUGCUUUUACUUUAUAUGAUACGUAUGGAUUUCCGUUUGAUUUGACGCAAUUAAUGGCGCAAGAAGCAGGUAUUAUGGUAGAUGAAGCAGCUUUUGAAAAAGAACUUCAAAUUCAAAAAAAGGAUCGUCAGAUGCGCCGUACAAAAUUAGAGACUGAAGAUUGGGAAAUUAUUCAUCCCGAAUUGGAUGGAAAAGCUACGCAAUUCAUUGGUUAUACCGAUUUUGAAAGUAAUGCAUCCAUUGUCAAAAUUCGAAAAGUAGUCGCUAAGAAUCAAAGCUUUUAUCAAAUUGUACUAGACAAAACGCCUUUCUAUGCCAGAAAAAGUGGCAGAGAUAGUGAAAUUCAAAAGCUAGAAUCAAUGGUCAAUGCCAAAAUUCAAGCACAAAUUGACUUGAAAGAAGAGCAAAAUAUCCCAAUCGAUGAGGCAAAAAGCAGAGGCGUAAUGGCACUUUUUGGCGAAAAAUAUGGCGAAUUUGUGCGAGUUAUCACUUUUGAUGCCGCUUUUUCGCAAGAAUUAUGUGGCGGUACGCACGUGAAAAAUACAGGAGAGAUUGAGUAUUUCAAAAUUAUUUCAGAAAGUUCUAUUUCGGCGGGUGUUAGACGUAUUGAAGCGAUAACAUCACAAGCUGUUUUGGAAUUUUAUCAAGGAAAAGAAGCUCAAUUAGAGGAAAUAGCGUUGGCUAUGAAAAAUCCUCAAAAACUUUUGCCUGCUAUCCAAAACUUGAUGCAAGAAACGGCUCAACAGGAAAUUAUCAAAAAUAUAGCGACUCAAUUGCGUGCAAAACACGAUGAUGUAGCGAUUGCUUUGGUCUAUGAAGAAAAAGAAAAAUUGAAAGUAGCUAUAGCUAUUUCCGAUGCGGUUCAGUCUUCUAAGUCUUUGAUGGCUAAUCAAAUAGCAAAAGAAUUGGGGCAAGCAUUCAAUGGCGGCGGUGGCGGACGGCCAAGCUUUUCGGUGGUUACAUUGGAUAUAUCCACUUCCAAAGAAGCCUUCUCCAAAAAAUGGCUCGAACUAGUUCAAAAAUAA